This is a messenger RNA of Recurvomyces mirabilis, 1017 nucleotides long. RefSeq lists its product as uncharacterized. The record is from RefSeq and is a predicted model, not a curated record. The coding region runs from base 1 to 1017 and encodes 338 amino acids. The transcript is spliced from 2 exons. NCBI's taxonomy places the organism in Eukaryota, Fungi, Ascomycota, Dothideomycetes, Mycosphaerellales, Teratosphaeriaceae.
AUGGUUACUGUUGUUCGCCCUCGCACGACUGCGGGUGUUGUGACUGUCAUGCCUGUCAACGAGUCAUCACGUCACUCUCCGGAUCCUUCUGCUGUGCAGCGAGCAGCAGGUAAUGCACUACAGUCGAAAGCCGUACGAGUCGAGAAACUGGAUGGCUACUUGUUCCGGACAUAUCGACUUACCACGGCGAAAGGAUUCUUCUAUAUCCUACGAAGUCGACCAAACCACAAUAUCAGAUUACUUAGACAUGAAGAAAACCGAUUAGACGACGAAGCCUGUUCGCUACAGGCCUUGGCUUCACGGCCUGACCUGAUACCAGCACGACUUAUUGAAUAUCGCCCAUCUAGCAACGCCAUCGGUAGCAAAUAUCUCAUAUCUGGCCCCUUUGGUGGCUCCAUAUUCGCAGACGUGGAGCCAUCACUAUCUCGUCAGGCGCUGGCAGAUAUCGAUCGAAGUCUUGGACAGUACGUACGAAGAAUCUCCGCAGUGACUGGCACGAGCUUUGGCUCGAUACGGCAAGGCACGAGUUUCACAUCUUCCUCCUGGACGAAGAUAUUCGCUCUGAUGCUCGAGUCCGUGCUCCGCGACGGUGAGGAUGCUUUGAUCAAUCUGCCGUACGAGGGUAUGCGGGAGCUGCUGCGACGACAUCGUGGCUCGCUGGACAAGAUUACUCAACCAAGAUUGGUUGUCAUGGAGCUCUCGGCCGAUCAGAAUAUCGUGGUCGAUGCUCGACAGCAGCAAGUUACUGGUCUAUUAGACUACUCUACCGCAUUCUGGGGCGAUCCUUACCUCUCAGACUGCUUCUAUAAGCCCACCGCCAGCUUUGUCGAAGGGUUUGGCAAGCUCCCAAACGGCGACAACGACGAGAGGAUACGGCAAUACCUAUAUGUGCUAUACCACGCCCUACUAGCAGUGGUAAGACACUACUAUCGCCCAUCAGCCGAUGGUGACGAACUGGAAGCAAGACGAGAUCUCACGACCGCCAUGCGACAGCUUUCCGUCCUGCCGGCACGGUGA